Thunnus maccoyii (southern bluefin tuna) is the source of this 4403-nucleotide messenger RNA. It is a transcript of the gene mynn, whose product is annotated as myoneurin. Lineage: Eukaryota; Metazoa; Chordata; Actinopteri; Scombriformes; Scombridae. The record is from RefSeq and is a predicted model, not a curated record. Gene Ontology annotation, molecular function: protein binding; RNA polymerase II cis-regulatory region sequence-specific DNA binding; DNA-binding transcription factor activity, RNA polymerase II-specific. The transcript has 10 exons. Gene Ontology annotation, cellular component: nucleus. Bases 334 to 2547 code for a protein of 737 amino acids. Gene Ontology annotation, biological process: regulation of transcription by RNA polymerase II.
UUUACUUUGCGUUUGAUUAAAACGGUGCAUUUGCAGCAGUUACUUCUUAACAUGAACGACGUGUUUGUGCGGCUUGUUGCGGAAAUAAGCUUUUCUAACAUUUUUUGUGCCAACUUAACGCCGACACCGCCGGUACAAACCGUCAAACCUUCGAAAUAAGAGCACAAUGUUUUCCGCGCUUUUCGCCACUAUGAAAACAGUUAGCUUUACAGUUAGCUUUAGCUUCACACACCUGCUGCUCAGAAGAAUCUACAAUCUGAUUAUUAAAGAGGAGGAGAAGCUGUGACUGACACUACUGAAAGUCUGAUAUUGGAUUUUCACCAGGCAGCAGCGAUGACUCAGGUCAGCAGUCAUGGGAAGCUGCUUCUGCAGCGUCUACAUGAGCAGCGGGAGAUGGACUUCCUGUGUGAUAUCACCAUUGUAGUGAGAGACGUGGAGUUCAGAGCUCACCGCAACAUCCUGGCAGCGUUCAGCAAGUACUUCUCCUCUCAGGCUGAAAAGGGUCAGGAUGUCACGACCUUGGAUCCCGACAAAGUCAGUCGUUAUUCUCUGGAGAAGCUGUUGGAGUUUAUCUACACAGGACAGAUGAACCUCAGCAGUACCAGACAAGCCGCCGUUCGUCGAGCCGCCGUGUUUCUGGGGAUGUCUGAGGCCACAAAGUAUCUGGAGGAAACCCCCCACUGGUCCGAGCAGAGCGAAAAGUCCCAGUCGGAAGCUGGUCUCUCUCCUCCCAGUCCCGCCGGCUCCUGGAGCAACCCCAGCUCCCCUCUCGCCCUGUCUAUCGUCUCCGUCACGGGGGCGGGGGCGGCGGCGGCGGCGGCGGUGCAGGAGGAGGCGAAGGACGGCGGCAAAGAGCAGGAGAACGAGGCCAAAGACGCAGACGUGGAAGAGGGAGACAAAAGCGAUGACGAGUACAACCCUACGCCGAGGAGCGCCGGUAGAGGACUGGCCAGGAAGAGGGGCAGGGGGAGACCCAAACGUUUGAGCGGAGAGCAGGCGGAGCCCAGCAGCUCCACCGACGACACACCUAAAACCCAGAGCUACAGGGGGAGAGGGAGGGGGAGAGGGAGAGGGAGAGGCAGGGGGAGAGGAAGAGGAGGUGUGAAAAGGAUAGAUCUCACCGUGGAAGAUUCUGACACAAGCGUGAAGGACCUCGGGGACACGUCCGCGGACUGGAGCCCCUCGCAGGACGAAUCCGCCGCCAAGAAACCCCGACUGAGCAGCGGAGGAGAGGGACGGAGAGGGCGAGGCCGCGGCCGGGGGAGAGGAAGAGGGAGGGGCAGGGGGCGAGGCAGGAGGGGGACCAGAGGGGAGGACGACGAGGAAGACAGCGGCGAGCUGGGGGCGGACGACGAGGCGGAGGGGGGCGAGGGCGAGAUCGGGGAACAGGAUCCGACGGGAAUGGACGAGCAGACGUUACAGACGUUGCACUCGUGCGGCGAGUGCAACAAACUGUUUAAGGACGCCAGCAGCCUCCACCGACACGAGAAGAUCCACAACGGGCUGAAACCCUUCUCCUGCAUCUUCUGCUCCAAAACCUUCAGACAAGCCACACAGCUGAAGACACACCUGCGCAUUCACACAGGCGAGAAGCCGUUCAGUUGCUCCGACUGUGAAAAGUGUUUUGCUCAGAAGUGUCAGCUGGUCGCUCACCGCCGGAUGCACCACGGCGAGGAGAAGCCGUACACCUGCGAACGCUGCGGCUUCAAGUUCGCCACCUCGUCCAACUACAAGAUUCACAUCAGACUUCACAGCGGCGAGAAGCCGUACGUGUGUGACGUCUGCGGUCAGGCGUUCGCUCAGUCCAGCACGUUGACUUAUCACAAGCGACGACACACGGGGGAGAAACCGUACCAGUGCGAUCUGUGCGGCAUGUCGUUCUCCGUCUCCUCCUCUCUCAUCGCUCACGCACGAAAACACACAGGUGAGACUCCGUACAAAUGUUCGCAGCCAAAAUGUGACGCAAGUUUUGUGACGUCGUCCGAACUGAAGAAACACAUGCGACGACUUCACCCAGAGGGGAACACCGGUGUGCAGUGCCUGCUGUGUGGAAACAGGUUCGCCAGCGUGAAGAACAUGAUCAAACACCAGGAGAAAGCUCACGCUGAUGAAGUGCGACAACACAAGGAGAGAGCCAGAGCUGUAGUCCUCCUGGCCUCCAGUCAUCCCGUGGCCUUCGUCCAGAGUAAACUCUCCCAGGAAAACAAAGGUUUGGCCUCCAUCCCUGAAGGCGAGCCACCCAACCCAGAACCAGCCACGCCCAACCCCAAAGCCAUGGCCCCGUCCGCCGACCCCGCAGACGCCGACGCCACCGACGCUUCCACCAGCACCGCCAUCAUCCAGGACUUGAAGGCGGAGCCCGCCCACCCGCCGAUCAGCACCGCCGACCAGGUCGCCUUCGAAGCCGACCAGGAGCAGACCAUCAACUCGGACACCCUCCACGCUUUGGUGGAGCAGCUGCGGCCGCCGCCUUCCCCCGCCACCAGCCUGGAGCAGAUCGUCAUCAUCAGGACGGUGGACACCGACCACAACGCUCCGCAGCAGUGAGAGUGUGACAUCACUCCAGUAGACACUCGUUAACGUACAGUCUGGAUCGACGUCAGCGCUCACGUUCACUCUGAUGGACGUUUGGAUCAUUUGGGUCUUAUUUUUGUCAAUUUGUGCUUUAUUUCUAUAAGUAUUAAUAACAUCGUCCUCAGUAAGCUGACAUCACUAAUGAGAACAGUCAGGUUAAAGUCAUAUUAUUACUUUAUAAACAUCCAUCACUGACAUCUUGGUCUAAGUUUGACCUGCUGUACUUGCCGUAGUUGUGUGCAGACUGUGCAAUGAAGGAUUAUUAACAACAUUCACUUUCAGUUUAACCCUAAAACAAAGUGGAAGAUCAUCUGGAUAGUUUUUCUAUUAAUCAAUCAGUCGUUAGGUGAAUAAAACACUCAACGUAAAGUCGUCAAAUGAAGUCGAUUAUUCAUCAAAUCAAAUAUUUUUGCUUGAAAAAAACGAUUGAAUAUCAAAACAGCGGCUAAACGUCGCAGCUCUACUGAAUUUAAACGUGUUUUUUUUUGCCUCGUUGAACUUAAUAGAAGUGAUGUUGACGUGUCCCUUUUUAGUUAUAAUAAUGUGAUUAUCACACGUAGAAGUGAUGCCGAAAACUACAAAAAUGAGACCUGAGAUGUAAAAGAAUGAUCCGUUAACAGACCUGAUGUCUGGAGCCUGUGAUUUAUAUAAACACUGUUGUCAUUCUUUAACUAAGACGUGAAGUGAGCUGGAAUAAUAAAGCAGAGAUGAAGCAGAUUUAUUCACAAGAAGAGAAAAUGACAGAAGGAAAGAGAGAGUAGAGACAGAAAAGCUGAUCAAACAAGAAGAGAAGCAACUUUUGAAUAGUUUGAAUCUGUAGUUGAUAGUUUCAGUUUUUUUCUGCAGCUCAACGUGUUCGUAUCCAAACAUCAGAACAACACUGAUGAACUGAUCUGUGUUCUGUUGUCAUUUGAGGAAACUGCAUUUCAAUCAAAGUGGUUGUUUUUUUUGUUGUUGUUGUUGUUUAUUUUUUUUAAAUUACUCAGAAAUGCAAACAGGGAUUUUGCAAAAGUGACUUUUUUUUUUUUUCUUCUCUUGUUUUCUGAGUUUUUUGUUCUUAAAGGUUCUCAGUAGCUGAGGAUAUUAGGUUGAAAAGGGGAAACUUUAAAGCAGUUUGUGCUAAAAAUGUUGAAGCUGAUGUUGAGAUGUUUCUCGCUGAAUGAUAAAAACGUUUAAUCCCAGUGACGUCAGAUAGAAACCAGUUUAUCUGCUGAUGAGUUUCAGACGCUUAAAUUCCAAAAAAAACAAAGUUAAGACUAACGAUGUUUUCUCUCCGACGCGACGCUGAGUUCAUGUUCUGUUCUGCAGCCGGUUGGAUGAAUCGUUAACGUAAAGAAGACUGUUGAUCACGUUAAGAUGUGACAGAACAGCUGUUGCAUAGUUUUAAUAGUUAACGUAGUUAUUAGGAGACUAGUUAUCACCAUGAGAUCAUUUCUUAUUUAUCAUAAAGUGUUUGACAUGUGACGGUGGCUUUAUUCAUGUAAACACAACCAUGUUGAUGCAAACUGAGAGUUUUGUUUCUGUGUUUUAUAGUUUUUUUUUAAAAGCAGCUGUUUCAGGUUUUAGCAGAAAAACUGUUUGAUCCACUUGAAAGUAGCCGUUUGUUUGUUUGUUUGUUUGUUUUUUUUUUUUUCAUGCUUUAUUUUUCUUUCUGGUGUUUUUUUGUUUGUUUGUUUUUUAAUUUUAGAGGAGAAAACGUCUGCAUUACUUGUACAGAAAUGUGAAUUACAUAAAUACGUUCACUACUGUAUAAAAACUGUACACCAGGAAAAUAAAAUUAAAGAUAAAAAGGGACAAUCAGGUGUUUGUGUCAGUUAAUAAAGCAGAAA